AUGGGACUGAACAAGAUGGGUAAAUUCGUUGACCAUGCAGUUGUGGAUCGCAGUUUUAUUAAUGCUAUGUUUGCACCUCAACGUAAUCCUGGAUACUUCCCACAUGUACCUGGAGCUGGUCGCAAAUUCGCACCUACUAUGAUGAUAGGCGGUUAUUCCGUCCCGCCAGGAGCAUUCGUUGCUGUUGAUGGACUCAAACAGUUACCAUUGAUUGACGACCGUUGGUACCAACCAUCGGAGCUCACGUACCCACUUCCGGUACCCACCGUUAACCAUAUAAAUACACAAGUGUACGAGAAUGCUUUAUAUACCGGAGACCCAUUGAACCCCAAGGAGGAUAAUGUGGUACUGAUUGGAGAAGGUGGAGGGUCUCCACACGCACUCGCCACUGCGUUUUUCAGUCAAUACGAGAGCACCGAGAUGACGUACUGGUCGAUGCGUCUGGGUUCAAUAUUGCUUAUAGCAGCUACAUUGUUCUUAUACUACUACCGUAUCAAAGCGCCAAAGUUUAUGCGGCAGUACAGCGGCACUUUGCGCUAUAGAAGCUUUGAUUUGGUUCCGGUACCGAAUCUACCUCUUCUUCCUACUAGCGCUAAUGAGUUUUGGUUGCAGCGGCGCAUUGCUUUCUAUUUGGUGAGUACCCUUCAGUAUGACUUAAAAUUUGAUGCUAGGAAAAUGGAUCCAAUGUCUAGCUGGCAUAGAAUGGGUGAUAGUGGAUUUUUGGUGACGCGCACGGGGGUAAGAAGGCCGCUACUUUCUUCGAGGUACGUCAUGUCUGCGCACUUUGAAACAAUGCACACGACGCUGCAGCCAAAUGUCGAUGAACUCCACUUUACAAAACCAGUACCGCAUGUAGUACGUAUCUACUCAAUCACCGAUGGCCCUAGUGGACAGAAGCCCGGGCUCCAACACCUGAAGAACCUCAUGAACGAGAAGGCCGAGAAUGACAGCAAUGACUUUGCAAGGUCCAUCCACUGGAAUGAUUUUAAUGGGCUAGUGCCAUUUGAUAACAAUAUGGGAGCAGCUUAUAAGUCCUUACUGGACAAUUGUUCCAAUAUAAAAGGCUGUAUUGAAAUAACAUUUACCAAGAUGGCGCCGUUUGACCCAGCCAAACUACAGGUCAAAAACAAGAUGCCCGCGGCGGUACAGAUCACCGCGGAGCAAAUCUUGCGUGACGCUGUAGAAUGGCAGAGUCGUGAAACCAGGACUCCUAAUCGUACCUUUGUAGAUCAAGAUGAGCUCGUAUAUUACAAAGCACAACGUCGCAAGGAAUUUGAGGAUAAGCUAAGGAGACAACGUCAUCAUAUAGGUACAUGGAUAAAAUAUGCACUUUGGGAAGCUAAUCAACAGGACUUUCGUAGAGCACGCUCGGUAUUUGAACGUGCUCUACAGGUGGAUCCAAAUAAUGCCAACUUGUGGUUGCGAUAUAUAGAAACUGAGAUGAAAAAUAAGAAUGUUAAUGCAGCACGCAAUCUUUUUGACCGUGUAGUUUGCCUCCUACCACGUGUUGAUCAGUUCUGGUUCAAGUACGCACACUUUGAGGAAUUACUUGGUAACUAUGCAGGCGCAAGAACUGUAUUCGAACGGUGGAUGGAAUGGAACCCUGACGACAGAAGUUGGAUGUUGUACAUUAAGUUCGAAGAGCGCUGUGGAGAAAUUGACCGAUGUAGACAGGUAUUCGAACGUUUUCUAGAGAGUCGUCCUUCUUGCGCAUCGUUUUUGAAAUUUGCAAAGUUCGAACAAAGGCAAAAAAACUAUCCCCUAGCACGGGCCGCCUUCGUUAAAUGUCUUGAAUUGAUACCGCCAGAACUUUUGACUGAAGAGUUUUUCUUGAAGUUUGCCGCAUUCGAAACAUCACAGGGGAAUAUCACAGGAGCGGAGAAGGUCUACGAGCAGGGUCUUGCACUGCUAUCACGUGACAACGCGGAACUACUAUAUAGGACCUAUGUCUCGUUCCAAAAACAACACCGGGACAAAGACACUAUUGACAAUUUGGUGGUUACAAAGAAACGUAACGAAUAUGAAGAACAGCUUCUGGAUGGGCCAUGCAACUACGAUGUAUGGUUCGACUACAUACGUAUGGAAGAACAAAUAAUAACAGGUGGCAAUGAUACCGCUGGCCCCGAUAAUAGUCAUUCUGAGGCCCAGCGCGCACGCGUUUGCGAACUAUACGAAAGAGCUAUAUCGAACUUACCACAAGCUGAUGAUCGGCGAUUAUGGCGGCGUUAUUCAUACCUCUGGAUAGGCUAUGCCGUAUUCUCAGAACUUACACUUGGCCAGUCUGAUAGAGCUGUAGCUGUUUAUAAAAAGGCACUCCAGGUCCUGCCUAAGGAAUUUGCGAAGUUCUACAUUCUUCUAGCAGAGUUGUAUCUCCGAAGAGAGGACCUUGAUGGAAUGAGGAAAACAUUUGGUUUGGGUCUUGGACAGUGCCGCAAACCCAAACUUUUCGAAACAUAUGCACGGAUAGAGCUCAAACUUGCGAACCUGGAUAGGUGUAGGCAUAUACAUGCCAAGUAUAUAGAGACGUGGCCAUUCAAACCGGAGAGUUGGUUGGCGUUCAUUGAACUCGAGCUCAUGCUUGAUGAACUUGAGCGUGUACGUGCCCUCUGUGAGGCAGCUAUCUCAAUGGAUCAGAUGGACAUGCCAGAAAAAAUAUGGAAUCGAUACAUAGAUAUCGAGAAGGGUUGGCAACAGUAUCCUUAUGUACGUAAUAUAUAUGAACGCCUGUUAUUGAAAACUACACAUAUCAAGGUUUUCAAGGGGUACUCGGAGUUUGAAUUUGCUGCAGGAUACGCAGAACUCGGUCGAGCUGUUGUAGAAAGAGGUCUAGAAUACUACAAGGCGUCAAACUACCAAGUUGAACGAGCGACUAUGCUAGCACAUCUGCUCAAAAUGGAACGUACAUAUGGCGAUGAAGAAUCUGUUGCCAAGGCGCGCGAUAGACAGCCUAAGAAGGUACGACGCAAGCGCAAGAUGGCUGACGGAUCUACAACUGAAGAUAUAGUGUACGUAUUCCCAGAGGACGGGUUACAAAAGAGUAAGAUUUUACAGGCUGCUAUGCGUUGGAAACAGCAGGUGAAAUCGAACUAA
Messenger RNA from Babesia sp. Xinjiang, 3090 nucleotides. It is a transcript of the gene clf1, whose product is annotated as Pre-mRNA-splicing factor clf1. Gene Ontology annotation, biological process: mRNA splicing, via spliceosome; spliceosomal complex assembly. Gene Ontology annotation, cellular component: U2-type catalytic step 2 spliceosome; Prp19 complex; precatalytic spliceosome. Bases 1 to 3090 code for a protein of 1029 amino acids. Lineage: Eukaryota; Apicomplexa; Aconoidasida; Piroplasmida; Babesiidae. The record is from RefSeq and is a predicted model, not a curated record. Gene Ontology annotation, molecular function: protein binding. The transcript is spliced from 9 exons.